This is a messenger RNA of Leptosia nina, 639 nucleotides long. The record is from the annotation of a GenBank genome assembly. Lineage: Eukaryota; Metazoa; Arthropoda; Insecta; Lepidoptera; Pieridae.
AUGUUUUUAGAAUUUGUGAUUAUAUCUUGUCUAAGUGUCACAUCCGGCAUUACACCGGCUUAUGAUAUGAUCUGUGGUUUGCACCAAGUAUACAAAUCUUGCCAGCCCUGCGAGAAAACCUGUGCAGAACCCAACCCAGUAUGUGGUGAAGCUUGCUUGACGGGUUGCUUUUGCAAGGAUGGUUUUUAUAAAGCCCCAAGUGGGCAAUGUGUGCUACCAACGGAGUGCCCUUUAGCGGAAAUAACAAUGAGUGUUGCAAACGAACCAUCUAUCGAAGAGUGUCAGGUGGAUGAGGUCUUUGUCUGGUGUGGCUGGUGCGAAGCCACCUGUUCCGAACCGGCACCGGACUGUCCACCAGACGUUUGCACCCGUGGGUGCCUUUGUCGACCACCCCUCUUACGCCAUAGAAGUGGACACUGCGUUGAACAGAAGGACUGUUUGGGUCAUAAAUGUCCAGACAAAAAUGAGGAAUAUGUUUGUCGUUACGGUUGCGAGCCGCGAUGCGAACGGCGUACGUGUGUCCGCGAACGCAGAUGUUCGCUUGGCUGCCAUUGCAAACUUGGUCUCUUACGCGAUCGUGAAGAGCGUUGUGUUACAUUCGAUCAAUGUGAAAAAAAUAUGACUAAACCUUUACAAUAA